AUGGAAAAACGUGGGCAGUCGUUUUACGAUGAAGCCGUGACGCAGUUAGAGCACGCGCUCCAAUGCGCCGCUCUCGCGCAGCAGAACGAUGCCAGCUCCACGCUGACUACCGGUGCAUUACUCCACGACAUCGGGCAUAUUAUCUUAGAUGAACAUAAUACCGAUAAAGCUUUCUUGGACAUAGAUUUGAAUCACGAGGAGAUCGGCGCGCAGUAUCUGGAACCGUUUUUCCCGGAAGUGGUUACAACACCGAUCAGGUUGCACGUCCCAGCGAAAAGGUAUUUGUGUGCAACCGAUGCAUCUUACUAUGACGGAUUAUCCGAUGCGUCAAAAAGGAGCCUCAAAGUCCAAGGGGGUAUCAUGUCGGACGAGGAACGAGCGGCAUUUGAACAAAUCCCGCAUUAUCGGGAUGCCCUCACCUUACGACGAUGGGACGAUCUCGCAAAGGUAAAAGAAUUGGAGAUUGCGGAAUUAGAGACCUAUCGAGACAUCGUGCAGCGGUGCUUAAUAUAG
Geodia barretti is the source of this 513-nucleotide messenger RNA. Lineage: Eukaryota; Metazoa; Porifera; Demospongiae; Tetractinellida; Geodiidae. The record is from the annotation of a GenBank genome assembly.